CCUCUGAUGGAUGCAGGAUUUACAGCCUUCGCCACUUCGAAGGGCUCACAGGAAUCCAUUUUUCUUCAAAAUACAAUUAUCCAACAGAAAAUAACAUCACAGUAGCUUUAGGUUUAUUCGUGGGAGAACCUUUAGAGAGCAAAACUGGCGCUGUUGUUGGAGUGGAUGAUGAACGGGCACGCAAUUUUAUACACCGGGGUCACUUUGGCCUUCUGGACGACCAUCCUGAUUGUUGGUACUUGCUAUACGAUAUUUGAUCUUGGAUUUCGAUUUGAUAUAGCAUGGUUUUUAACAGAGACUUCUCCAUUUAUGUGGGCUAAUCUUGGAAUUGGCCUGGCCAUCUCUCUGUCUGUUGUUGGAGCUGCAUGGGGGAUUUACAUCACUGGGUCCAGCAUUAUUGGUGGCGGAGUCAAAGCCCCUAGAAUCAAGACCAAAAAUCUUGUCAGCAUUAUCUUUUGUGAAGCUGUUGCCAUUUAUGGGAUCAUCAUGGCAAUUGUCAUUAGCAAUUUGGCAGAGAACUUCAGUGGCACGACUCCAGAAACUAUUGGGGCAAGGAACUACCAAGCAGGCUACUCCAUGUUUGGUGCUGGACUCACUGUUGGCUUUUCAAACCUCUUCUGUGGCAUCUGUGUUGGCAUCGUGGGCAGUGGAGCUGCCCUGGCUGAUGCUCAGAAUGCCAGCCUCUUUGUCAAGAUCCUCAUUGUUGAAAUUUUCGGCAGUGCCAUUGGACUGUUUGGAGUGAUCGUAGCCAUCUUGCAGACAUCGAAAGUAAAAAUGGGAGAUUAGAAGACUACACGACCUACAGAUCAAAGACGCUGUGUUGCUGGUGCAAACAGGAGGUGUAAAUACAUAGUAAAUUAUUUAAAUGUAUUUUCCUUUGUCUGUUUUUAACCAUCAUUUUCUGAAGAUUGAAUUAUUGUAUGUGCACCAAUUUGUCUUAAAAGAGUGCAUGAUGAUGUCAAAGGCAGAUCUUUGACGACUCACUUAGUUUGACAUCUCAUAAUACUGAAAAUGAAAUAUCACUUAAUGUUUUUGGCCAUACCUCCACGAUGUCAUAAUAUCAAAUUUAAACAUUAGAAAUUUUAUUUUAAUUAAGAGGUAUUUUAUUUAUUAAAAUAGCCUAAUCAUAUAAACGAUGACCCUGGAGACAGAAAAGACAGUCAAUAGACCCAAUGUUCUGGUCUCUUGACACACAGGGUGUUAUGUUUGUAAUCAUCUCAAAUUUCAAUAUAUAAUUCGUUGUGAUUGUUCUGUACAGUACAAGAAAAGUGAUCAAUUGCAUUAGUGUGGUUCUUUGCGUUGGAUGGCUGUAAAUCGUAAAGUAUUCUCUUGAUCGCUGAAUGCAAGAAUAUUCUUGUAUUUGCGUGAUGACACCUGGUGUAUCCAGUGUGCUUGACCUGAUCUCACUCUCAUGUGUUGUGUUUUCAUGUUGCUACCAUGUUGAAUUCAAGUAAACAAUAUCUUUGAGAAAACAGUUAUACCAAAACUAUGUUAAAAAAGAAAAGAAAAAAGAAAACCAGUCUCCAAUUGUAUUUCUACCGGUGUGGUCCCUCACUUUGUAGGGCUAUCUUCAGUUCAACGAAGUUAAAAAUAAGAGGAUAUAAUAAUAAUCUGAUGCGUGUACAUAUUUAAUGCAGCUGUUUAUUUUUGUG
Messenger RNA from Rhinichthys klamathensis goyatoka, 1652 nucleotides. It is a transcript of the gene atp6v0b, whose product is annotated as ATPase H+ transporting V0 subunit b. The record is from RefSeq and is a predicted model, not a curated record. Gene Ontology annotation, molecular function: proton-transporting ATPase activity, rotational mechanism. Gene Ontology annotation, biological process: proton transmembrane transport. The transcript is spliced from 8 exons. Gene Ontology annotation, cellular component: proton-transporting V-type ATPase, V0 domain. Bases 166 to 786 code for a protein of 206 amino acids. Lineage: Eukaryota; Metazoa; Chordata; Actinopteri; Cypriniformes; Leuciscidae.